AUGGGUUUUUCUAGCUUUGUCCCAUGCAUUUUAAUGCUUGUAAUUCAACUAGCUUAUGCUGGUAUGAAUGUAACAUCCAAGCUGGCUAUUGUUGGUGGAAUGAAUCCUCUCAUCCUUGUGGCGUAUAGGCAGAUAUUUGGCACUGUUUCCAUCGCUCCUUUUGCUUAUUUUCUCGAACGUGAUAUGGUUCCAAGAAUGACCAAGCGGAUUAUGAUUCAGAUUUUUUUAUCUUCAGUAACAGGAGUAACAGGAAAUCAGGUUCUUUAUUUUCUGGGACUAAAAUAUUCAACAGCAACAAUUGCAUGUGCACUCACAAACUUACUCCCAGCUUUCACAUUUGUCCUUGCAAUCUUGUGCAGGCAAGAGAAUUUGGCCAUAAAGAAAAAAAAUGGUAUUGCAAAGGUGGUGGGAACAGUGUUGUGUGUGGGAGGAGCAAUUCUUUUGUCAUUUUACCAUGGGAAAGUGAUUGGUAUUGGAGAAUCAAGUAUUCACUGGGGCUAUGCUGAGAGAAUUCAAAGUGGUGAUGGUGGUAACUCUUCUGGUUCUAGCUCGGGCUCUCUUUUAGGCCCGGUUCUGUUGAUUCUUAGUGCUCUCAUUUGGUCUUCAUGGUUUAUCAUUCAGGCGGAUAUGAGCAAGAAUUUUCCAGUGCCUUAUACAAGCACAGCUUACAUGUGUGUCUUGGCCAGCGUCCAGUGCGUGUUCAUUGCUUUGUGUAUUGAUCACAAGGCUUCAUCCUGGUCACUCCAUGACACUAUGAGACUCACAUCUUCAAUUUACGCGGGAGUAAUUUGCACCGGGCUGACGUAUUGUGUGAUUUCAUGGACGAUAGAGAGAAAAGGGCCACUUUAUGUGUCUGUAUUCACUCCUCUGCAGCUUAUUCUUACCGCGAUUAUUAGCUGGGCUUUUCUCAGUGAGAAGUUGUAUCUCGGAACCGCGCUUGGAUCGCUAUUGAUUGUUUUUGGGCUAUAUGGUGUGCUAUGGGGUAAGAGCCAAGAAGGUGAUAGCAACAAACUGGAUGAUGCUGCUGAUCAAGAUGAAGGUAUCAAGAGAGAUGAUAUGGAAAUGCAAUCUUAUGGUAAUGGCAAUGGUAUUGGUCACAUGUGA
Vicia faba (fava bean) is the source of this 1104-nucleotide messenger RNA. The record is from the annotation of a GenBank genome assembly. Lineage: Eukaryota; Viridiplantae; Streptophyta; Magnoliopsida; Fabales; Fabaceae.